Messenger RNA from Magnusiomyces paraingens, 1335 nucleotides. RefSeq lists its product as uncharacterized. Gene Ontology annotation, molecular function: tRNA-intron lyase activity; nucleic acid binding. The transcript has a single exon. Gene Ontology annotation, biological process: tRNA splicing, via endonucleolytic cleavage and ligation; tRNA-type intron splice site recognition and cleavage. The coding region runs from base 1 to 1335 and encodes 444 amino acids. The record is from RefSeq and is a predicted model, not a curated record. Lineage: Eukaryota; Fungi; Ascomycota; Dipodascomycetes; Dipodascales; Dipodascaceae.
AUGAAACGCGAGAUACAGAAAAAAAAUAAAGAUAAAAUACCGAUUGCGGUAGUGAAUGGACGGGGGCUUGUGUUUGAUGUGCGGGACGUGGCCCGACUGAGAGCACAGUAUCACAUAUGUGGAACACUGACCGGUGUGCUACCACAGUUCCCGCAGCAAAACGUGUUUAUGGGCUUGCCAUUGGAGUUGAUGCCUGAAGAGGUCAAGUACUUAGUGGAAGAAGUAGAUGGUGCGUAUCUUGUUGAUGAUGGGCGAGUGCAUGAUCUGGCUCUGUGGACGUUUGACGAGAGAGAUGAGCAAGUACUUCAAGAGAAGGAGAAUGUUUUAAGAAGAGAGCAGGUAUGGGCCCAUACAGUUCAGAGUAUCAAGAACCGUCGAGAAGCGUUAAGGAAGCGAGGGAUUACUCAAAAUGCAGAUGAAUCUUUGGUAAUGUACCGGGACAUGGCUUUGACGGCAGAAGAGGUCAAAAUUGUGGAAAAAAUGGAGGCAGCUGGAGAAGCAGCUGGGGCUUCUGGGGUACAGUUUCAUGCGAUUGCGACGGCUACUAACGAGAGGCCGGAACAGCUGCCUGCGUACAAGAUGUACCGGUCCAUGUACGGGACACGAGAGCGUUACGACCGAGAGCGAGCAGUGCGCCAAGCUGCACGGAAGGCUUCGAGGGAAGCUGCGCGCGAGGCGGCCAGUAUAGCGAGGGACCAGGAUGAAAAGGAGGAGGAAGGUGAAACUGAAGUAAAGGAGGUCUCUGAAACCGGGGUUAAAGGGUCAUCUGAAGGGGUUAAUUUGAAAGAGGAAAAUAAUAAUGAGGAUAAAGAUGACGGUAAGGAUGAUAGUGAGGAUGAUAGUGAAGACGAAAGUCUUUGUGGGGAUGUUGUUAAAGCUACAAUGGACUCCCCGCAUGUGAUGGAACCUGAUCCUGCAGCUUAUGCCAUCUACAAGUAUUUCCAGCAACAGGUUCCAUAUGGGAAUAGCGAAACCCCUUCUCCUGGUGAAAGCGUCGGGUACUACUUGUCGCCAGGUUUACGGUUUGGCGGGCAGUUUGUUGCGUAUCCUGGAGAUCCACUGCGGUAUCAUUCACAUCAUAUUGUGACUGGAGUUGGGUAUGAUGAAAAGUUCAAAAUCAUGGACAUUAUAGGAGGUGGUCGUCUAGGAACAGCAGUAAAGAAGACAUGGUUUAUUGGUGGUCUUGAUGAAUGUGAGCCAGUAGUUUCUGAUGAUGAUCUAAAGGAAACCGAGUUAAGCACCGAAGACCAAACCACUACGACGAUGGCCAACAAGUCCCGAGCUCCGCCACCAACGUUCCAUGGGUUCAGUGUUGAGUGGGCUGCAUUUGGUUGA